Plodia interpunctella (Indianmeal moth) is the source of this 4020-nucleotide messenger RNA. RefSeq lists its product as uncharacterized. The transcript is spliced from 8 exons. Lineage: Eukaryota; Metazoa; Arthropoda; Insecta; Lepidoptera; Pyralidae. The record is from RefSeq and is a predicted model, not a curated record. Bases 166 to 1305 code for a protein of 379 amino acids.
UGCAUGGGUAUAAUGGUAUUUGUGGUAUGUUGUGAUUAAGCUACAAUUUUAUCAGCAUUAAGGUUCGAUUUGUCAGCAGAAUUGGGACGCAGGUGGACUGGAGCAAAGAGGCUGUGUGCGCGCGCAGCGGCCGCGGGGCGCCGAGCCGAGCGCGCGGCAGUCGUCAUGCGGCGCGCCAGGAGCGUCACGGGGCCGUUGCGGCGCGCUCACCCAGCCUCGGGCGCCACCUGGAAUGUCCAGGUGGUGCGGGGUAAGAUGUCGUCGCAGUGCUUGUGGCACGCGUGCCGGGCGCUGUCUGCCGGCUUGCUGCUGAUGUUGCUGGGCGCCGCGAUGGCUGUCAUAGGUUACUAUGCGGACACGCUGUCGGUGGCGCAGGAGGUGCGAGGAAACGCCACGAUUUCCGUCAAAGAUGAAGCGCGGGGUUUCCACCUCAACAAUCUCUCAUAUGCAGGGCCUAUAGUUAUGGGGUUUGGAGGUUUCAUCGUGGUAGCCGCGUGCGUGAUGACGUUCGAGGCGCGCGACAGCGCCGCCAAGGUGACGCCUGCACGGCCGCAGUCGCUGCCGCGGCCGACGGCACGCCGCAUGCAGGGCUGUGCGGCGCCCGCACGCCUCGACCAGCUCGGUGUGUACCGACUGCCGCACGCGCUGCCGCUGCCGCAUGCCUUGCCACUCGCUCCCAUUCACAGGCACCGACCGCCGCAUGCAAUCAGAAACCGCGAGGAGAAAGUGCGAUGGCGCGCCCGGUUCGGGUCUGCGCCGGACCUGCGCGGAGGGGGCGCGCGGCCGGCGCCGCCCGCCAGCACGCUCCGCCGCCCGCUCCGCCGCUACGCGCUCUCUGUAGACGAGCCGCCCCAGUCCGCCGUCAGUGCUAGCGCAGCAGAGUCGGAGUGUGGCUCGCAGUCAUCGUUGGCGAUGGAUCUGCAUGGCAGCGGCGCGUGCGGCGUCACGCUGCGCGUGCAGGACAACACGCGACGUCGCCCACUCGCACGCCAACAGCGGCUUAGAGACGAUGGCAUGCAUCCAACACCGGGCCAAAGUACUUGCAAUGUUAACAAUAUAGAAGAUUGUGAAAAAAGGCAAAGCGGAGAGACAACAGAUUGUGUGGAAAUGGUGCACCUAACGGCCGAGAGCGAGGUGCGCGCGAAUAGCGCCCCCCCGCCGCUGAGCGAGUGUUCCGCGCCCAGCUUUCCGCAGGUGGCGGUGACGGCCGCAAGCGCGCCGUGCCCCGCGUCCCCCGCCUCGCCUGACCCCUGCGACACCCGCAUCCUCAUCGAGCCAAGAGACGAGCCUCCGCCCGACGACUGAGAACGACCAUCUCGGCCCUCCGAGACCGACGCUCUAGCCCUCAAAAAUAACCCUUGUUAAACAUAUUUUGUAUACAUUAUACAAUUUUAGUUAUACUUUAUUCUAUAAAUUUAACGUAAAUAUUGUUCAGGACUUUUCGAUGUGUCUUCGAAAAACGACGACAAUUAUCUAUUUUUUAGAUCCACUGUUGUAGCCUAAAUGAUAAUAUGUAUUACGACAUUAUCAUUUAGGAUAAUAUGUUGUAUAAGCUUAACUCUUAGCAUAAUAUAGUAUUUAAUUACAAGGAGUGGUCGCGUGAAGUAAAGGUCGCUCGGUCGCUGCGGGUCGUUUUAACACAACCGAAAUGUCCUCAUGGCUGAGGACACAUACGACAACUUUCUUGGCACUAUUAAUGGAGUGGUUUGCCAUUGCAUUUUCCAUUUCACACACAAUUUAAUAAUCAACCAGUGCGCAGGUUUCCUCACGAUGUUGUCCUUCACCGGAAGUAAAUGGUGGUCUAUGAAAAGUAUACAUGAGAUUGCCACAUAAGGUUGUAUACUAAAAAGCAAGUGGCACGAGAAGGAUUCUCGAACCUGUGACCUUUCGAUCUACAAGCCUUAGCUUAACCAUUACACCACACCACUUCUUAUAAAAAGGUACACGCGUGUGAAAAACCAGUACCGCUAUUUUAUUGAUGCUACAAACUAUAAUUAGGUAUUUACCGCGUAGGCUAUUGAGAGCAUCCUACAUCACAAAAGUAUUUCGUACUUGUAGAGUUUAAUUUAUAAUUUGUAUACACGAUAUACCCCACAGGAUAAAAAGGAUGAAUCAAAAAAUUCCGAGAAUAAAUAAGAAUUUCCCAUCAGGCGCCAUGACGCCACACCAUCCCACACACCGUGCGCUUUUGAUGUUUUCGUAGCGGUCGUAGCAGAUCGUAGCAUUGCGUAGCAAUAGUUGUAGCAAGUAUAUUUGAAUGCACAUUGUGGUUGCAUUUACUUAUUUCAUUAUAAGAUAUGUGGAAAUGGCCUUCCUGUAUCAAACAUAAUCCACUAAAAUAAAGUAGUAGAUAACAAUAAUACGAAAAUUAAGUGAUCUUUUAAAUAAAACCAUUCGUCUUUUUUUACACAAGAACACAUAAGUAAUUAUGUAAAAAAGACUGAUAAAGCGAAUUUUAUAUAUAAAAAAGAAAUUAAAAUGGAUAGUGAAGGUUCUAGAGAAGGAUCUAUUCAUAUUUAUUUACGAAAGUAUUUAGAAAUAGUUACAGUCAACUUAGCUAUUAUUAUAAGGAAUCUAGUUCCAUGUCUAGUUUCGGAUUCAGUUGAGAUUCGUGUGGUAGUGAAUGUUUUGGACCUUGUUGGCUGUAUCUAUCUCAUACGCACUAUCGUAGCUGUAAAUACAAGUAAACAUACUAGAAUUUUCUUUUAGCUAGUAAAACUUAAUUUUGUUUUAAUACCUAAAUCCUCUAAAAUUGUAAUAAAACAUUUGUCAAUUGUCAACCUGUUGGAAAGAGAAUUAUUCAUAACUAAGUAUUUAAUAACUAAUUGAUUUGUAUCGCUUUAUCAAUACGAAAAAAUGAAUUAAAACUGAAGAAAUAUAAAAUAUAAUUGUGAUAAAAUUUCUGAAUUAUUAUCAGAUAUAAUCAAUGAUAAGUCAAUAUUUGCACGCGAUUUUUGUAGGUUGUAAGAUGUUACUACAUUUUACUUUGAUAUGAUGAUGACCUCUCCAAUAUGUGUUAGAUAUUAUAAUAUUAAGUAUAUCAAAUAUGUUACAGUGAAAACGUGUCAUUAUUAUAGGAAUUGUGGCAGUCAUCGGGAAGAAAUAAAUUUUGAUACGUUUUCACUGUAAUAACUACCUAGUUAUUUAAUUUUUUGCUCUAAACUGACAAUACCCCAUUUAUAGAUUGUAUUAAAAUCCUUUUAGCACAAGAGAGAGACACUUAGACUCUCGCUCUUUAAAUGUCUAUAAUUAUUUAUAUAUUAUUUUCCAAUAUGUAAACCAAUACUAUCAUAGAGAAGUUAAUACUAUUAAGGUUAUAUUAGUUACCUUUUGAAUAACUUUUUUUUAAUUAACGAGCUUCGGAUGAAACCGUGUUACCGUGAAACUUUGCUUAUUUAAAGUAAACUAUACAAACUCGCAUGGCCUAGUAUUGAAUAUCGAAAUCGAAUUUGUAUAAAAUUAAUCAAGUUAUUACAUACCUAUAAGUACAAAUAUACCUGAUAAAGAUCUGUACGAAAAUCGCACUUAAUAUCAUUGUGUGUGUAAUACUUCUUUCAUUAUUGAAUUUUAGUGUUCCUCAUGAUCUAGAAAACUUGUAAAUAAGCCGAUUUCUGCCUCAAGAAACAACUAUUUUGUAAUAUAAUGACUUUCAUAUUUUUCAAAAAAAGAAGUUAAAUAACAACUCAGUAAGCGCAUGAGCUUUGAUUAGCACUCUAUUCUUUAUAACGUUCAUUAUGUUGAUACAUUAUAAUAUAAUUCUUAAAUAGGUAUGAAUAUUAGUAAAUGUAAUUCAAGGUAUCAGUAAAUUAAGGUCCACGCGACAGUUUUGUCAAUGUCUGAUCGACUGAUCCGCCAAUUCUGGCCAAUUCAUGUAGAUAAUAAUACUUUUAUACAACUUGAAAUUUACAUUAAAGUUAUUGAUGGUAAGCAUAAGCAAUUCUUGUAAUAAAUUAAUAUGUAUAAUGUAUGAUAAUGGUGUGUAAUCAAUCCAAAUUGUUGUUGUGAUGUCUAUUAAACUUG